Eutrema salsugineum is the source of this 961-nucleotide messenger RNA. RefSeq lists its product as uncharacterized. The transcript is spliced from 3 exons. Bases 251 to 808 code for a protein of 185 amino acids. Lineage: Eukaryota; Viridiplantae; Streptophyta; Magnoliopsida; Brassicales; Brassicaceae. The record is from RefSeq and is a predicted model, not a curated record.
AAAUCCAAUCAGAACCAUAAAAAGCCUGAAGAAGGUAGAAAUUUUCCGGCGAAGAAACUCGCGUUGUUCAAUCGCUGAUCGCUGCUCUCUCUCUUUCGAUCGAAAUUGGAUUCUGAAUAACUUCUGCUUGAGAAAAGUUUGAUUUUUUUGCUGCGACGAUUUCUUUGUGUCUGUGUCUGGUGGAUUAAGGAAGCGUUUGGAAUUGAUGCGAAACACUUGUUUAGGGUUUUGUGUUAGGGGUUGAAGAACAAUGUCGUCUUCUUCGGUAAUUACCCCAGAAGACGUGCUUGAAUCUCUUAUGAACGAUGGGACCAUCGAUGCUCUACGAUUAAAGAUCAUCAAUCAGCUCAAAGCCAAUGAAGAGUUAAAGAGCACAACCAUUAAAAUGGCUGAGGAGAGUAGAGUUCUUAACACACCGGGUGCUGAGAAACAGACUAAAAGAGAACUCUUUGAUGCUCUUCGCCAAGAACUCGAAGGUCCAGUGCUAGAGAAGGCAUCAAAAUCAGUUUGGGAGUUGAUUCUUGAGAAGGAUGGGUUAGGGAAAGAGAUAAAUGAAACUGUAGAACGCGUCUUUUGUCGUCUAAGCGGGCGAGAACCGCCCUUGUUUUCAUCAGCAAACGUGGAAAACCCGAUGGAUAUAGAGAAAGAGACAGAGACAAAGGAGAAUAAGAACAGCUCAAAGACGAAACCAAAGAAGAGAAGUCUUAGUGAGGUGAGUCCCUCUGAAGGUAUUGAUGAAGUCGAAACCACGAAGAAGAAACAAGGAGAUUCCUCUGUUUUACCUUUGGAGUCUGGAGAAACGCCUUGAGCCUUGUAGGAGAUAUUGAUCAUGUUCUGUUGUUCUGAGUCCUCUGAUAUAGACUUGCAGUUUUAUUAUGACAUUUCUCUUCUCAACAACCUCUAAUUUAAAUCUCUCUUAUUUUAUUAUAUAAACUUUGAUGUUUUAAAGUUAAUUAACAAA